GCAGUGUAACCGUCAUAACAGAUGAUCUUUGACAAACAACAACAAACAGCCAGAUUAAAAAGGAUCGAAAAUGAUGAGAAAAUUAAUUAAUUUCUCUCUGAUUCCGAAGCGUGCGAUGAGUGUUCGUUCCACCUAUCUAAAAUACACCGAAUAUGGCGAACCACUUAGUGUAAUAAAGAAAUAUGAAGAGACAUUAGAGGAGCCGAAAGGUAAUGAGGUUUUGGUAAAAAUUCUUGCUGCACCGGUAAAUCCAGCUGAUAUCAAUGUCUUGCAAGGAAAAUAUCCCGAUAAACCUCCACUACCAGCUGUACCGGGCAAUGAAUGUGUUGCCGAAGUAAUUUCUUGUGGACCAAAUGCCCAAACAUUACGUCCCGGCGAUCGAGUAAUUCCAUUUGUCACACAAUUGGGCACUUGGCGUACGCACGCUCUGUUCGACGAAACAAAACUGAUAAAAGUGCCGAAGGAAUUGGGAAUUGUGGAGGCAGCUACGAUUACAGUCAAUCCCCCAACUGCUUACCGAAUGUUGAAAGAUUUUGUGGCCGUUGAAAGAGGUGAUACCAUCAUACAGAAUGGGGCCAACAGUGCUGUAGGUCAGGCGGUAUUCCAGCUGUGCAAACUAUGGGGCAUUCAGAGUAUCGGCAUUGUAAGAAAUCGGCCGGAAAUCGAUCUACUCAAAGAUUUCCUGAUGAAAUUGGGUGCAACGGAAGUCCUAACGGAAGAGGAACUGCGAACCACAACAAUAUUCAAAUCUGGUGCUCUGCCAAAACCGAAAUUGGCAUUGAAUUGUGUGGGUGGUAAGAGUUCUACUGAAGUGUUGCGCCACUUGGAUGACAAAGGUGUGAUGGUAACAUACGGCGCUAUGUCAAGAGAUCCUGUGACAGCACCGAAUGCCGCUCUGAUUUUCAAGGACAUUUCGUUUAGAGGCUUUUGGAUGUCUCGCUGGAGCAAAGAAAAUUUACACACAACGGCACGACUGGAAAUGUUGGACGAACUCACUCAGAUUAUAUUGAACGGUGACUUGAUGGCUCCCGUACAUCAAAUGAUUCCAUUCGCCGAAUAUGAACGAGCACUGGAAGGAGCGACGGAUUUUAAAGGUUUCAGCGGAGGAAAAUAUAUUUUUGAUUUUUCGUAGACGAGAAAUAAAUGGCCGUGAGUGAUUGCAACGUAAA
Molecule: messenger RNA, 1169 nt
Organism: Bradysia coprophila
Lineage: Eukaryota; Metazoa; Arthropoda; Insecta; Diptera; Sciaridae
Product: enoyl-[acyl-carrier-protein] reductase, mitochondrial
Biological process (GO): fatty acid metabolic process
Cellular component (GO): mitochondrion
Molecular function (GO): oxidoreductase activity
Source: RefSeq, a predicted model, not a curated record